GUGUAAGCAAUAAUGGAUUGACGAAGCAAGCACGCAAUAUCUUAGUGCUUUUCCAGAUUUGGUGGAGUGUGUAUCAUAGUUAUCGAUUAAUAUUUAUUGAGUACAAAAAAAAAAAAAAAAAUUGUUUCUUAUAUAAUAAAUAUCAAUUUUCUUCAUUAUGACAGAAAAUCGUAAAGAAGUGAGAGUAUGGUGUGAUGGAUGUUAUGAUAUGGUACAUUUUGGCCAUGCGAAUUCUUUGCGUCAAGCGAAAGCAUUAGGUGAUUAUUUAGUUGUGGGUGUACAUACAGAUGAAGAAAUUACUAAACAUAAAGGACCACCAGUAUUUAUGGAACAAGAAAGAUAUAAAAUGGUACGUGGUAUUAAGUGGGUAGAUGAAGUAGUUGAAGGAGCACCUUAUGUUACAACUCUGGAAACAUUAGAUAAAUAUAAUUGUGAUUUUUGUGUUCAUGGUGAUGAUAUCACUAUGACAGCAGAUGGUGUAGAUACAUACCAUUUGGUUAAAGCAGCAGGUCGCUACAGAGAAGUUCAAAGAACAGCCGGUGUAUCAACAACUGAUUUAGUAGGACGUAUGCUUUUAAUGACACGACAACAUUUUAAACAAGGAGAUAGUGAAUAUAGUGUUGAUAGAGAACCCAGUAAAAGCAUGGGUCAAGACAGAACAGCUCGAAGUCCUUGGACAGGUUGUUCACAAUUUUUACCUACUACACAAAAAAUUAUUCAAUUUAGUGAUGGAAAAAGUCCACAACCUGGAAACAAAAUAGUUUAUGUAGCAGGAGCAUUUGAUCUUUUUCAUGUUGGUCAUUUAGAUUUCUUAGAAGUUGCAAAAAAAGAAGGUGAUUAUCUUAUAGUUGGACUUCAUACAGAUCCAGUAGUUAAUCGAUAUAAAUAUGGUAAUCAUCCAAUUAUGAAUCUUCAUGAAAGAGUACUUAGUGUGUUGGCAUGCAAGUAUGUUAAUGAAGUAGUAAUUGGAGCACCAUAUGAAGUUACUAAAGAUCUUAUGGAACAUUUUGAUGUAUCUAUUGUUUGUCAUGGUCAAACUCCUAUUAUGCCUUGUGAAGAUGGUUCAGAUCCAUAUAUUGAACCUAAAAGACAAAAUAAAUUUAAAUUGUUGGACAGUGGUAAUGAUAUGACAACAGAAAAAAUUGUUGAGCGUAUAAUUCUUCACAGGUCAAAUGAACUAUAUAUGAUAAUUAAGAACUUGAACAACCGUUGACCUGUUACCAUCUUGCAUUUUGUAAUUGUUCAUUUAAUUUCCUUAAUUACAGGUUGGAAUUUGAAGAUAGAAACUUAAAGAAAGAAAAAAAAGAAUUAGCAGCUUAUGAAGCCUUUAUAAAA
This is a messenger RNA of Apis mellifera (honey bee), 1335 nucleotides long. RefSeq names its product ethanolamine-phosphate cytidylyltransferase (gene Pect). Gene Ontology annotation, molecular function: ethanolamine-phosphate cytidylyltransferase activity. Gene Ontology annotation, biological process: phosphatidylethanolamine biosynthetic process. The record is from RefSeq and is a predicted model, not a curated record. The transcript has 7 exons. The coding region runs from base 158 to 1213 and encodes 351 amino acids. Gene Ontology annotation, cellular component: cytoplasm. NCBI's taxonomy places the organism in Eukaryota, Metazoa, Arthropoda, Insecta, Hymenoptera, Apidae.